AUGUUGACAGUAACUGAUGUUCACUUCGAGCAUUAUCGCGCUCCAAAUACUCUUGGGGUUCAAGAAUCUAGGCCACGAAUCUCAUGGAAGAUUGCACAGCACAACACCGGUGCCAAGCAAAAUGGACACGAGAUCGAGUUGACCAAGUAUAGUCCCAGCCAAGAGGUUCACGACAUAUCAACUGCGAGCCAACAGUCCCAGGAAAAUAUCUUGAUUCCAUGGCCGUUCAGAGAACCUCUUCAGUCUCGUGAUCAUGUAUCAAUUGGUGUUCGAGUCUGGGAUGAACAGGAGGAACAGAGUCCCUGGAGUGAGCCUGCUCAUCUUGAAGUAGGGCUACUGCAUAGGUCAGAUUGGGCCUGCGAACGAAUUGCCGCCCCGUGGGCUUCAGAAAUGUCAGACGCUGGCCCUGAAGACUUGUUCCGUAGGCAAUUUGUUCUUCGCGACACGCCUGUCAAAGCACGACUCUAUAUCACAGCCCAAGGAGUCUAUGAAGCUGAGCUCAAUGGGCAACGCGUCGGCGAUUAUUUCCUCGCUCCAGGGUGGACCUCUUAUGAUGGGCGACUCCAGUACCAGACUUAUGACGUUACUUCGCACCUAGUCAACGGUCCAAAUUGCAUUGGAGUAAGAGUUGCAGAGGGAUGGUUCAGUGGCCGUAUUGGUUUUGAGGGCGGGCAUAGAAACAUUUGGGGUCCCCAUACUGCUCUGCUUUUGCAGUUGGAAGUCACUUACGCUGAUGGGCAGACUUGCAGAAUAGAGAGCGAUGGUUCGUGGAAGGUGAUACAAGGCCCAACUCGACUAGCUGAGAUAUACGAUGGGGAGAAAUAUGACUUGACAAUGGAGGUGCCAGAUUGGUCGUUGGUGGUCGAUCAAGAAAGGCUGAAAGGUUGGAAAAAUGUGCAGACACUUGCAUUCCCGCCGGUAUCUACUCAACUCGUUGCAGGCUUCGCAGAGCCAGUGCGUCGGAUCGAAACCGUAUAUCCUGUCAAGGAGAUCACGACACCAAGUGGGAAAAGAGUGCUUGACUUUGGUCAGAAUCUCGUUGGAUAUCUUCGUCUAUCAGGCAUCAAAGGGUCCAAUGGACACAAGAUUACCCUUCAGCAUGCUGAAGUCAUGGAGAACGAAGAGCUUUGUAUUCGACCUUUGAGAAUAUGCCAAGCGAAGGACGAGAUUACCCUCAAAGAUUCACCGGACGACUUACGUUGGGAACCAAGAUUCACUUUUCAUGGAUUCCGGUAUGCUCAGAUUGAUAAUUGGCCCGGUUCUUUCCACAAGUCCUGUGUCGAAGCUGUCGUGUGCCACACUGACAUGAAGCCCGCUGGUCACUUCUCAUGCUCUGAUCCGCUACUGAACCAACUGUAUCGGAAUAUCGUGUGGGGCAUGAGAGGUAACUUUCUUUCCGUGCCGACUGAUUGUCCUCAGAGAGAUGAACGACUGGGUUGGACUGGAGAUUUGUCUCUCUUUGGCCCAACAGCAUGUCUCCUUUAUGACUGCUUUGGGAUCUUGAAAAAUUGGCUGAUCGAUCUUGCUCAUGAUCAAGAUGUUCUUGGUGGUGUUCCCCCAAUGGUCAGUCCGAAUGCUACCCUGCCAGAUCCCAUCUGGUGUAGAAGAGUGCCAUGCGCCAUCUGGCAUGAUGUCACGAUAAUAGCACCCUGGAUUCUUUAUCAAGAGAGCGGAGAUGAGAAUAUCCUAGCGCAGCAAUAUGAUAGUAUGAUGAAGUGGAUGAAUGUGCUCCCUCGACAAACUUCCGGACUAUGGGAUCCUAAACCUUUUCAGCUCGGUGACUGGCUUGACCCAGCAGCGCCUCCAGAUCAACCGUGGAAAGGGGCAACAGACGCCAAGAUGGUGUCAAACAUGUUCUUGCUCCAGAGUCUAGAUCUCAUGAGCAAGAUAUGUGGCGUGCUGGGACAAAAGGAUGAACAACAGAGAUUCAGGGAGGACUACCAGACAACAAGAAUCGAGUUCCAGCAAGAAUACGUCACACCCCGAGGGCGCAUGACCUCGGAUUCGCAAGCUGCAUAUGCACUAGCUAUUUGUCUUGACCUCCUUGAACCAGCGCAACGGCAACGCGCAGGAGACCGUCUCGUGGAACUUGUGCGAAAGAACGAGUUCAAGGUCGGCACCGGAUUUGCCGCUACGCCAUUUCUUUGUGAAGCCCUUGCAUCUACCGGCCUCGCCCAAGUUGCAUACGCGAUGCUGCUCGAGAAAGGCUGUCCAUCUUGGAUAUACCCAGUCAUUAUGGGUGCAACUACAGUUUGGGAGAGGUGGGACAGUAUGUUGUCUGAUGGUUCUAUCAACCCGGGAGAAAUGACCUCAUUUAACCAUUACGCGUUUGGCGCUAUAGCCAAGUUCAUGUAUGAGAGAGUUGCCGGGCUGCAGAGACUUGAGCCCGGAUGGAGGAAAGUUCGUAUCUCCCCUGCUAUUGGUGCUACUUUUUCUCAAGCUGCCGCGUCGCAUGUCUCUCCUCAAGGGACGAUUUCCUUUAACUGGGAAACGAGGGUUAUUGACGGAAAACAAGAGGAGUUCCAUAUCAAGGUUAAGGUUCCGCCAAACACUGUUGCUGAGAUUAUUCUUCCUGGUUUGGCAAAUGAAGAGGCGAAGGAGGUUGGUUGUGGUGAGUGGACCUUUCGUUCGCCGUUUAGAAGAGAUUACGAGUGGCCUGUCUUACCACUACCACCGAAGUCAUGA
Fusarium tjaetaba is the source of this 2685-nucleotide messenger RNA. Its product is annotated as bacterial alpha-l-rhamnosidase domain protein. The coding region runs from base 1 to 2685 and encodes 894 amino acids. Lineage: Eukaryota; Fungi; Ascomycota; Sordariomycetes; Hypocreales; Nectriaceae. The record is from RefSeq and is a predicted model, not a curated record. Gene Ontology annotation, biological process: carbohydrate metabolic process. The transcript is spliced from 2 exons.